Molecule: messenger RNA, 1407 nt
Organism: Protopolystoma xenopodis
Lineage: Eukaryota; Metazoa; Platyhelminthes; Monogenea; Polystomatidea; Polystomatidae
Source: the annotation of a GenBank genome assembly
AUGUCUCGCGUCUACAUCGGCCGCCUCCCUCCUCGCUGCUCUGAGAGAGACAUAGAACGCUUCUUUAAAGGCUAUGGAAGGCUAAGGGACAUUGUUCUCAAGAAUGGCUAUGGAUUCGUUGAAUUUGAUAAUGACAAGGAUGCUGAUGAUGCUGUUUACGAUUUGCACGGCAGGGAUCUACGUGGUGAGCGUAUAAUAGUCGAGCAUGCCCGCCUGCCCCCGGGUUCCCGUGGAGGUAGUAGGCGUUCUGGUCGCGACCGAUAUGGUCCGCCGACUAGAACAGAGUAUCGCGCCAUCGUCGAAAAUUUGUCAUCUCGAGUCAGCUGGCAGGUAAGUGCCUCUUUUAUUAUUAUUUCCUCUGACGCCACAAAUUCCCUACACUUACUGAUUGAUUGUCUCGUAUUCAGAGACCCGUCGAUGUUCGUAGGCCGCGUAGGCGUGGUCGGUUCAGUUGGCGAUCGUAAACUGACAGGAGGAACCUAUCCGUUCGUGCCGAUUGUCGAAUUUUCUAGCAGUAAUGACCUCAAGCAUGCGAUCGAGCGCUUCGAUGGCUACGAGCUCUACGGGAGGCGCUUAAAGGUGUACGAGGACAGACCGAGGAGAAGGUCAACCGGUUCCAGAUCAACUAGUCGUUCUAGAAGAAGCUCGCGACGAUCAAGGAGCAGACGCACGCGGACGAGGUCCCAUUCGCGCUCCCGCUCCAGUAGGCGUUCUCGCUCCCGGUCGAAUUCACGUGUCGAGAGGCGGCGUAGGUCUGGAUCUAGCAGAAAGUCCGACUUGUCCAGAGAUGGUCAUCGGGAUUCCUCCAGAAGCAAAUCCAGAUCUAAGUCUGAUUCUAAAUGCAGGACUCUCGUAGCCCUAGCCGAAAUGGGGACAUCCGCGACAAGUCUGACACCAAAGAACGGACGAGAUCUCAUUCCCCUUCGCGCUCUCCUUCCCGUGAUCAUUCCAGAUCUCGGUCGGUCGAUCGCUCACGUUCAGCUUCCCAUUCAAGAUCACACUCCAUGUCUGCUGACAGGAGCCGUUCGGGCUCUAUCGACAGAAACGGAUCUGAGCAUGAUGACCGGGAUAGAGGAAGCGGCAGUGAUCGAGAGGACAAUGAUGAUUAUGGCUGGGUUUCGACGGUUUGUUAUCUGGUUUAUGCUAUUGGGGCCGGUUUUCUACGUCAGACCCCAUCUAAGUGUUAUUAAUGAUGAAAGCUUAGUUGUAAUGCUGUCCGACUGGCGAAUGGUAGCCUAUGCCGUUCGUACAAUCUUGCGUCAAAGAAUAUGGCACAUCUCGAAUUACUGCCAAGUCGAGAUUCAAGGUCUACUGAGUGAUUUGGAUUUAGUCAAACCAGCAUUCCAAGCCGAUUACGUCCGCAUAAUACUGGCUCUUCAAGAUCGGUCAAAUGAGGUGAGCGCUUGA